This is a messenger RNA of Anopheles cruzii, 2889 nucleotides long. RefSeq names its product GTP-binding protein 1 (gene GTPBP1). Bases 276 to 2378 code for a protein of 700 amino acids. Lineage: Eukaryota; Metazoa; Arthropoda; Insecta; Diptera; Culicidae. The transcript is spliced from 5 exons. Gene Ontology annotation, biological process: translational elongation. The record is from RefSeq and is a predicted model, not a curated record. Gene Ontology annotation, molecular function: GTPase activity; GTP binding; translation elongation factor activity.
AACAUAUCGGUGCGAGACACCCGCGCGCCCGAUCGGAUUGCCACAUCGGACAAACGCGAAGCAAUUCCCAGCUGCACUUCGGAUAUCGUGAGGAUAUUUAUCUACAAGCUUUUAAUCGCCGCAGUGGAGGAACGGAACAAAAGAGGUGCAAUUGAGGCGACGGGAAUGGCAGUGUUAGUGGGAGUGAAGAAAAAGGCGACCGACAACCGAUUAUGAACAAUUUCUUGACGCGCGACAAAUAACGACAAGCAACGAUAAAUAACGCCAAAGGCAAUAUGAAGUCCAGCGUAACAAAACAGUCUUCACCGCUAGGGCCAGGUGCGGCCGUAGGCGGAACGGGAACACCCGACUCGAUGGCGUCGAUGGCCGAGAGUAGGCAUAAAAUGGGCAAAAUGUCGGACGUGUUGGCUCUCGGCCCCGUGAACGGGGAACGAAAGUUUGUUGAUUACUCGACCAUCCGCGAGAAAACGGUUCUCGUAUGUCCGACGGAGGAUCAGUUCGACUUGUUGACCAAGCGAUUAGAGGAGCGCAUCUGCGCCAGCCGCGGCGAGACGGUGUAUGAGAUCGGCAUCGGCGAAGAUGGAGGCGAGAACGGUUUGGAACCCGACGAGUACGCGGCGUCACUGGCGACGUUACAGUCGCUGGCCGCAAUGCUUGACGCAGAGUGCGUCGAGCUGCGCAUCCGCAAGGCUGAGAAGGGUACGACGGGUCAGUAUUUGAUCCGGCGGAAGGUCGAGGAGGACGAUUUUACCGAGGUGCGCGUAGCGGUCGUGGGCAACGUUGAUGCGGGCAAGUCGACGCUGCUCGGUGUGUUGACCCAUGGCGAACUGGACAAUGGCCGUGGCUUUGCGCGGCAACGACUAUUUCGACAUAAACACGAGAUCGAAAGCGGACGAACCAGCUCCGUGGGGAACGAUAUCCUCGGGUUCGACAGCGUGGGGAAUGUGGUCAACAAACCGGAUCAUGGUACGCUUGAUUGGGUAAAGAUCUGCGAGAAAUCGGCCAAAGUUAUUACCUUCAUUGACCUGGCCGGCCACGAACGAUACCUGAAGACCACCGUAUUCGGGAUGACGGGGCACGCGCCAGACUUUGGCAUGCUUAUGAUUGGAGCGAAUUCGGGAAUCGUGGGCAUGACCAAAGAACACCUCGGUCUCGCGCUGGCCCUCUCGGUUCCAGUUUUUGUCGUCGUGACCAAGAUCGACAUGUGUCCGCCCAACAUCCUGCAGGACAACCUGAAGUUGUUGUACAAAAUUCUAAAAUCGCAAGGCUGUCGCAAAGUGCCAGUGAUGGUGAAGACGAGCGACGAUGUUGUGCUGAGUGCCACCAACUUCGUCUCGGAACGGUUAUGUCCCAUCUUUCAAGUAUCGAACGUGACGGGUGAAAAUUUGGAGCUACUGAAAAUGUUUCUCAACCUGUUGAACGUGCGCACCACGGGCAACGAUGCGUUACCAACCGAGUUUCAAAUCGAUGACACGUACGCCGUACCGGGCGUCGGGACGGUCGUGUCGGGCAUUACGUUACAAGGAAUCGUAAGGUUAAACGAUACGCUGCUGCUUGGUCCCGAUCCCCUGGGCGCUUUCCUGCCGAUCACCAUCAAAAGUAUUCACCGGAAGCGAAUGGUGGUGCGUGAGGUGCGAAGCGGACAGACGGCGAGCUUUGCGUUGAAAAAAAUCAAACGCUCCCAGAUCCGCAAGGGGAUGGUAAUGGUGAGCCCGGCCCUGAACCCGCAAGCCUGCUGGGAGUUUGAUUGCGAGAUUUUGGUUCUGCACCAUCCUACGACCAUCUCGAGCAAGUACGGCCGUUGGUCGGCCAUGGUGCACUGCGGGAGCAUCCGGCAGACCGCACAGAUUCUGCAAAUGUCCAAGGAGUGCCUCCGAACAGGCGACAAAGCGGUGGUGCGGUUUCGGUUCAUAAAAAAUCCGGAAUACAUGAAACCCGGACAGCGGAUGGUGUUCCGUGAGGGACGCACCAAAGCGGUAGGAAACGUACUCCAGCCAUUGUACACCCCGGGAAGCAUUCAGCAGCGAUCGAAGCCCAACAAAAUGCAAUCCAAUCGCGGUAUUGUGGCACCCGGCUGUGGUUCGGCUUCUAUCAAACUGCCGCUAUCGAAAGGUUCCAGCGCUACGGUUGAUGCAGAAUCGAACACCACCGAUGAAAGCAUGAGCGAAACAGCCGUACUGGACAUAGGCACCGAUAAACGCAAUCACAAACCACCCGGCAGUAGCCACAAAAAGCGUCCAGUUCUUUCCAUACCCGGUGCUAGUGCGGUGGGAAGUGCGACGGCAUCACAAUCGGUUACCUCCAGCUCGGCCGGCAGUGCGAGCGGGUCGGGAACGGUGGCGUUAGAUAUGAGCAAGCUUUCAAUAGCAUCCAACUGAGCCCGGAUUUGGCUGACGAUUACCAUGAGCUAAUGUUGAAACAUUAACUUGAAAUGCGCACCGUGCGCUCGUCAAAUGGCUCUUGCCUCCUUGACUCAGGUUAUGAACCUGAACUUUUUAUGUGCUGAUACAGAAAGUUUAAGUUUACUUCCGUUUCGGUGAAUGCUGCCGAAAUCUGCAAAUGUCUCAGAAGAUCCGAAGACGAUCUGCUCAUCUGAGCGCUGCUGAUUUGUUUUUUUUAAUCAAAUGCUUUUGACUGAAUUAUUUUCGAAAUGUAUUUUUCAAACUCGCGUUGAGCACUUUUAAAUAGUUUUGGUGCAAACUGAGAGAAGUAUUUGGACGAAAGAGUGGCUUCGCAAAUUUCUUGAUUCUAGCAAGUCGAUGUGAUUGAAAACACAAAAUGUGAGUGAUUUGCGCAACUUUGAACCGAUUCUUUUUGCAUGUACAAUUCACAUUUAAAACAAUGACAACACAAGUUUCACGAUACAAAAUAAAUUUUAAUUACAAUUGA